UCCUGCACAGGGCCUCUGUCUGUGCCUCAUUAACCGCGGGCCUGUGUUUGCCACAUCCAAUAUGGCUCACUCUGCGGCCAAGGCGAAGCUGGGAAGCCCAGCAACACUAUUGGGGGAUAACUCAUGUCUCCCGGCCGCACUCAGAGGGCUGAUUAAUGACCCCCAGUUCAGUGAUGUAACGUUUGUGGUGGGCAAGGAGCGGCAGGUGGUCCACGCUCACCGAUGUAUUCUGGCGUGUCGUUGCAAGGUCUUCCAAGGCAUGUUCAGCAAACAACUACAAGCGGCUAAAUCCUCGCAGGAGCUGCAGGUCCCCUUUGUUUUGGCAGAUAUGCAUCCCGAGGUCUUCUUGGCAGUCAUGGAGUUCCUUUACACCAACAGUGUGACACUCAACAAUGUCAUUGCGCUGGAGGUUCUAACCUCAGCUGUCGAGUAUGGUCUGGAUGAUCUGAGAAAGCUGUGCGUGGAGUUCAUCAGUAAGACGCUGACGGUGGAGCUGGCCUGUGAAGCCUUACAGGCUGCCGUCACUUAUGGUCAAAGCGACUUGAGGAAGAAAUGCUUAUCGUACAUUGAACGACAUACAGUGGAAGUCAUUAAGACACAGAGUUUCCGGGAGCUCUCGGACCUCGGGCUUCAGAGCGUCCUGCAGAGUAACCGUCUGACUAUUGAUGAAGUCCCGCUUAUUCAGGCCGUGCGGGAAUGGGCCCACGUUAGCUCGGUUGUUCUUGAUCUUCCCAUCUCUGUCGUUGCAAUGGACGUGGUGAGGGAGCUCCGUCUCUUUCUUCUUUCUCCAGACGAGCUGACGGCUCUGGAAAGAGAAAACCGCAAGGAUGAACUAAUACCGGAGAGCCAAAUCGCGCAGGCUUGGAAAUUUCACGCCCUGAAGAAAGUCAGUGAAAUUCAGCCACAUCUAUUCCACCGACGGAAGGGAACAAUCGUCAGAGAACAUCAUCGCUACCUAGAAACGCCUUCCAAAUGACGAUAUAAGUGUCAGCUCUGCUGCUUACCAGGAGCAAUUUGUCUCUGCUCUGCCUGUUCUCCGACUGCUUCUGAUGUAAAUAGUUAUCUAAAAACACAUCAUAAAAUAACAUUAAAGGGAUAUAUUUCUAAGGACAUAUUAAAAAUAUUUUAUUAUUUGUAUCUGAAACGUUUACGGGUUGUCUGCGUUGCCUGGAGUUCUUUAUAUGAUAAAGUAUACCUUUUUUCUUUUA
Spea bombifrons (plains spadefoot toad) is the source of this 1208-nucleotide messenger RNA. It is a transcript of the gene BTBD19, whose product is annotated as BTB domain containing 19. Lineage: Eukaryota; Metazoa; Chordata; Amphibia; Anura; Pelobatidae. The record is from RefSeq and is a predicted model, not a curated record. Gene Ontology annotation, molecular function: protein binding. Bases 62 to 976 code for a protein of 304 amino acids. The transcript is spliced from 8 exons.